GCGACUUAGCUGGUCUCCUUCCCAGCUUUUACAGGGAUGGUUCUAGCAUUGCAUCAGGGGAUAUUUUAUGCUGUAAUUCAGUAACGCAGCCAGGAUAAGCGAUCACAGAACUGCUGCUUAAGGGGAUGGGCGUGGUGAGCUGAGCUGCGUGGAUGCAGCAGCAACAGCACCAACGGCCGAGGCACGGUUGGCCUGUAUGCUGCCCUUCAAAGUCUCAGUCCUCUGAUAUCUUGGCUGAAGUCUGUUUUUGUUGCUGAUUGAACCAAGAUAAACUGUUUGUGAGACUCAGGACGUAAUAAGGGAUUAUCUUCUUAAGUUUUUAGCUCGGAAAGGGUGCUGAGCCAUGGCUGACCUGGACCACAACCUCAGCCUUGCAGAUGCGCUGACGGAGCCACCGCCCCAGAUUGAGGAGGAAGUGAAACGGGAUUUCAUGGCGACUCUGGAAGCCGAGAAGUUUGAUGACGUCAUCGGAGAAACAGUUGGCAAGACCGACUAUGUCCCUCUUCUUGAUGAUGAGGAUGCCCCAAAGGCUGGGAACCAGGAAGCAAAAACCAAGCCCCAUGCCGACAGCGUUCAGGCGGACCGUAAGUCAGUGACAGGACCUGCAGCUGUGCUUGAGAACGGUGAUCAUGGAGUGGAAGGCAGCAAGCAGGUGCCCCCAGGAAAGAUUAUAGAUGAAACAAUGUCCUACAAGGAGUUCCUGGACCGGAAUGACUCAUGGACGACGGAGGAUCGGGGCCAUUGCUUUGAGUCGCAGCCAGCAUUUAAGCCCAUGGAUGUUACAGAACCCUUCAAGAUGAACCGUGAAGAUGUCCUCUCUGGCCUGCUGCUGCUUCCCCAGGAAACGAUGGGUGUCCCACAAUUCGGGGAGUAUUUUGGUGCUUCGGAAGAAGUCCAUGCGCCCAGUUUUGGAGCUCCGGGAGCACCUGAACAGCUUAACCCCCUGGGAUCCCCACACGUUCCUGCAAACCUUUUUGACCCACUGACCUUCCUUGGCGCAGACCCGGGGGCAGAGGCUCAGUUGAGCCAGAGAGAAGCAGCGCUUGCAAGAGAGAUGGGACCUCCUGAAGAUUUCUGGUUGGGAGCUCAGCACUUAGUGGAGGGACAAGGCGCACCUUUCUUUGAGUCUCCAGUGCCCGUCAAGAUCCCCGGUGUGGCAGAGAAGCAUUCGCCGGGAAGUCCUGGCCUGGGGCUGGUGGAUGUCACUGGACAGGCAAAGCCAUCUGAAACAAAGCCAUCUGCCCCAGCAGCAGCUCUUCCUGUCACGAGUCCAGGUCCUUUCGCUGCAGUGGAAGAGCUGAUGGGGUUCGAGCCUUCGUUUGACCACCGACCCCUUCCUCCGAAAGAACCACCAGCAGCCUCUCCAGAAACCGCUGGGACAAAGGAACCAAAAGGGAAGGCCCCGGACGCCGUCGCCCCUGCAGGCGUUUCUCCUGUGCUGGAGAAGUCAGUGGAGAGCAAGCCUUCUGCCACCCAGCCCAAAGAGAAGGAAGAAAGCAGCAAGUCUCCCAGCCCAGAGGAGGCAAACAAGACUCCGUCCGGGCAGAAGGGGGAAGACGGCAAGCUUUUCCCUAGCAAGCAGACAGAGGAGGAAGCGACAGGAGCCAAGCCUCCUGGCCAGAAAGCUGAAGAGAGCAAGCCCUCCCUUGCUCUUCAUGAAGAGAGAAAGGAGUCUAAACCCCCCAGCCCAAAAGCAGAAGAACCCAAAGCUUCUCCUGAACAGCACCCAGAAAAGACGGAGGAGAUCCAGGUUUCUCCCGCCCGACGGACACAGGAGGCAGCGGGUGAACCUUCGGCUACCCAGAAAGCAGAAAAACCCCAAGCUCUGCCCCCACAGCCAGAGAAGAAGACGGAAGAGGGCAAAGUCUCCUCUGGAGAAGGGGCAAAGGCCCCGUCCUCCCCCAGUCAACCCAAGGAGCUUCCUCUUCCUGGGCUAGAGAAGCAGGAGGAGAAGAGCAAGCCGCCUCCCAGCGUACCUGUCGAGAAACCAGAGGAACACAAGCUGCCAUCGCCGCAGGCCAAGCCUCUGGAGCCCCUUCUGAAGCCUGCAGAACCAAAAGAAACGCCAUCCCCCGGCGUGUCCAAGGCGGACGCUAAAGAGCCCCUCUCUGAAAAGCCAACUUCUGGUCCUGCUGAAGUAGCCAAGCCAAAGGAAGUGCCACAGCCUCAUCCUGACCCAGGAAAGGUGGAGCUGCCCCAGGAAAAGGUCCCCCUGGAACCUGCAGGUGUGCCUCCUGCCCAUGUAAGACAAGCUAACCAAUCCAGUGACCACCGCAGGUUGGGCAGAGGGAAGCCUGCCCGAAUGAUGGUGGCAGACGUCCCCGAGGAGCCCUUGGUAGGUUUCCCAGCCCAGAAGAGCCACAACCAAGGAGGAGAGCCUUUUUCUGUGGCAGAAUUGGGGUACGUGGCUGGGACGUCCCCUCGUGGCAAAGCUGCCCACAGGAAAGCAUCCGGGCAGCUGCCAUUUGAGUUUUCGGAGGCUCCGAGAGAUGUUUUACGAGAAGGUUUGGAUCUGGAAGCUUCGGCAGCGUUGAAGAAGAAAAAAAAGAAAGCAAAGCAAAAGAGGAGCCAACAGCUGAGGGCGGUUGAGACUUGGGAGGACGUCCCGGAAAAGCCAAGGGCUCCGUGCGCUGCUGGGCCCCAGAAGCCUGAGCUCCCCCCUGCGGAGAGCCCUAAAGAGGCCUCGAGGGUGCCCUUGGAAUUUCUGGAGAGGGAUCCGUCUCAGCUCGGAAGGCACCGCCAGGACUUCCCUCCUGCUCCAACAAAAGGAGAGCCGGCCUUGCCGACUGAAGGCUGUUCUCCGCUAGCGCUGCACACCAACGCUGGAGGACUCAGCAGGGCGGAAGCGAUGAGGGAUGACAGCUUAAUGUUGCUCCCUGGAAGCCAAAGGGAGGAACCUUCCGAGGAGCGGUCGAAGCCCACUGCCGAGCAGAGUGGCCAAGCAGCCCCCACCUUGUUAGCUCUGGGGGCCGGUCCAGUGGAGAAGAGCCCCUUCGGGGGAAGUAGGGAAGCGGAGGGACUGCCUCCCAAGGACUUGGGCCCCGGUGAGCAGACCUCGGAGAGCAAGGCCGCGGGGAACAAGGCCGUCUGGGCUGCAAAGGCAGCAGUUGCCUCCGCAGAGAAAGUGGCUCCAGAGGGCCCCGCUUCUGGAAGGGAGGAGGCAGCAGAGAAGCCCAAGGACGAAACGCCUACAAUGGCCGGGGAGGGAGCAGGUAAACCUGAAGUGGAAGCCAAGGCUGUUGAUGCAGCCAAGGAAAAGAGUCCUUCUGGUGAGGUCAAGGAAGGCCGGCUGGCUGCCUCGGAGCAGCUCCUGGGAGCAAGUCCCCCCAGGGCGCAUCCGCCGGAAGAGAGGAAAGGGGGCAGCCCCGCCAAAAAUGCAAAGUUUGACUUUGGAUCGGCAGAUACGCCCUUUUCCUUGGAAACCAAGUCGGAUCCGGCGAAGCCCUUGGCUCUUGCUGAGGCCGUUGGCCAUCCCAAAGUGCCUUUUACAGAGACGACCAAAGGAAUGUGCUCCACUCCUCCGGAACAGCCAGCCGGGACUCUUCCCAGGCCGGGGAGCGGCCAGACUAAAAAAAGGGGGAGUGACGGGAAAACCAAGAGAGCUGAAAACCACUUGGAGCAACGGGUGUUUGUUUCCGAGGACAAGGCCGAUUCCAGCAGGGCUCCAGGUGCAGAGGACACCGAGAUCCCCGAGGUGGGCUUCUCCAGGGCAGAGGCGGGUAAAGCGCUUCUUAGCUCGGAAGGGAUGGGAGAGAAAACUAAGAAGAAAAAUAGCGAAGGGAGGAGCAGGAAAGCUGUAGAAAAAAGUUCAUUCAGAGCACCAUUUUCUCCAGAACUGGGAAGCAGCACGGGCCACCUCCCGACCAGAGUGGGCCACCCAGACCAACCGCAAGAAAGAACAGAUUGUCGUAAAGAAGGGGCUGGCCUCAUAGCUGCAAACCAACCACCGGGACUUGCUGCAAAAGCAGCCGACCCGCCAGCGCUUGCCGCCACGUUCUGGAUGGAAGAACCGAAAGAUGCUUCGGCCAAACCAAGUGAAUGGCUUGACUUCCCUUCCUCGGCCUAUCCUUUUAUCUUGGAAGCCCCAGGCAGACAGAUGGAAUGUUCUUCUCUGCUGGAGGCAGCUGCCCAAACCAAGGGAACUGGCAUCCUGGAUAAAGGCAAGGAGCCCAGCCCCAUAGUUUUGGAGACCCCCAUCACGACAGACUCUACUUCUCUGUUGCCAGCAAGCAAAUCCAAAAAGAGGAGCAGUGAUGGGAGAAGGCAGAAGUCUGGAAAGAGUCCUUCGGAACAGCCAGUCCUCCUGGAGACCAAGCCUGAUACGAACCGGCUCUUCCAGAAGGUUGAUGUAACUCAAGAAACAAGCCCUGUGGACAAGAGACCUAUAUCUGAUGGUGCCACAUUGCUGGAACCGUCUGGCGGCAAUCAAACACAAGUUCCUGCUUUGAAACUGUUGGAGAAAUCCAAAGUAAAGGAAAAUGAGAACCUAAACAAAGCGGUGAAGAGCAGUGGCUUGGAGCAGCCACCUGCCUCUGAUCAGAAAACUAGCCCUUCCAAGCCAGAGCUGGUGGCCAAGAUGAUAGAAGGCCCUUUCACUGAUAAAGGAGAGAAAGUCAGUCAGGAGCAUGGUACGAAGGAGGCACCAGAUGCACUGAAAUGGACUGGUCCCUUCCCUGAGGUGCCAGCAGAAGAGCGGAAGACAUUGCCCACUGAAGGGCACAUUUUAGAGACCAAGCCGGAGCCUUCUAGACCAGCUGCUAUAUCUCAUGAGGUUGCUAAAACUGAGGACGCUCCUUCCCCCAGGGAAGGUCAAGGGAAAGGGUCGGACCACCUCUUGAAGGACGCAGGAAGCGUAGGGCAAAUCCCUGUGGCUGUUCCGGUUCCUGAUGAAAUGCUGACGCAUGCAGACCAGGCAGAGAGUAGAAAGGAUGGGUCCAGCUUAGAACCUAGGCCAGGCAGAGGCCUCAGGGCUGACCCGGAAGGUCAAACUCAAGAACCCUCUGGUUUUAGAAGGAGCAAUGAAGGUGGUCCAGAGUUGUCAAAUCAGCAGGAUCCUCUUGCGAAACCUGCCAAAAAGGGUAGUGAUAGGAAAGGCAGAAAGGCUGCAAGUGGCCCUGAGCAGCCACCCGUGGCUUUGCCGACACCGUCAGAUUCAAGCGAAAGGCCCAAGAUGGCUGGAACGGAAUAUGGCAUGGGAGAAUUUGAGUUUGUAGAUGAGAACAGAAACCUGAAGACCCUUCCCCCGGGGCAUCAGGUGCACUGGGAAGAAAAUGUAAUGAGCUUAUUUGGACCCUCUGUUGCACCUGACCCCAGUGCCUUUGAUGGGACCUCUUCCAGAAGUCAAGGUUCCAGGUGCCCCUUCCUAGACCUUCAAGGUCAGUUUGUUGGUGAGUUCAGCCAUGAGCAGACUUUUCUCUCUGAAAUCCCAAAGGAUGAUAGUAGAGGGGACUGGAAGGCUCAGCUUGAGCUGCAAGAGAAUUUGGCGAAGCUAGAAGGUGGAGAGGCCAGGGCAGAGGCUUCCCUUUUAAUGAAAGCAGGCGAUGAAACUAGAGAAAAAAGGAAGAAGAAUAAACGGCCUCCGUCAGAUCGCCUUGUCAAGCCAGAUGCUGGAACGGGAAAGAAUCAGGGGCUUUGCCCUGUUCUGGCAGAAGACAGAGGAACAGAUCUCCUGGAUAAAGGGCAGGAUCCUGUCCUUUGUUCAUCCCAAGUGCCAGGUGGAGAAGAGCCAAAGAUACCUCCUGGGCUGUCUGGUUCAACGGAAGAAAGUGGCCCUUUUGGAAAAGAAACCCGUACUCCUCCCGAGGAAUUGGCAGCCCUUUGGGAGACCAAGGAGGAAGCUGCGGCCCUCCAGGCGCUGACGACAGCCCUGGUGGGUGGAGGUGCCGGGCUGCGAUCGGAAGACAGUCAAGGCAUGGAACAGAGGGCCUCUGAAUGUCUAGAUAGUUUAGGAAGUAAGGCAGGGGCAGAUAAGGCCCUGGAGGAUGUCCCCUUGGAGGAAGCGGCUUCUGCUGAGCAACCCGAAAGCCCUUCCGAGUGUCUGGAGCCUGGUGGUGUGGACGAGCCAAAGAUUAGCCCACCCGUUCUGGGGACCAGCGAGGAGGAGGCGGGUCGUCUAAGGGAGGCGGCCGCAGAAGUGAAGGGAAGUCCGAGCCUCGGGUCCGAAGCUGGCGAAAGAGCGGAGAUGGUUCAGGAGGCUGUGUCCGGGCCCGGGGACCAAGUGGCGAAAGAGGCCAAGAAGGAGGGAAGAGCCAAGGCUCCCCAGCGGAUCAAAGGCUACAUGAGACCCACCAAAUCCAGAGGGCUUCCUCCUCCUCCUCCUCCUUCGCUGAGAGCGGCUGCCCAAGAAGAAGGCGGGAGAAGGCCCCCCAGACCUGACGGUUCAGUCCGGCAAAGGCAAGGGAAAGCCAAACCGGAAGAAGGAAAGGCAGCCGCCGAGGUUGCAACCGCAAACGACGUCACAGCCCCGCCUAGCAAGGAGCUUCCGCCGAGCCCGGAGAAGAAAGCCAAGCCUUCAGCCUCCACUUCAGCAGCAAAACCUGCUGCAGCGAAAACCAAGCCUGUAGCUGCUGCCGCCUCCGCCACUGCCCCCGCCAAGCGGCCGGCGUCUGCCACACCCGGCCAAAACAAAAAAGCCACCAGCCCUCCUGCAGGCCCGGCUGCAGCCACAACUACCCCCAAGCGCCCGGCGACCAGCACGACACGGCCCUCCACCUUAACUCCUAAGGACACUAAACCAAAGGGGACGGAAGUAAAAAGCCCGGAUAAGCGGACCUCCCCUUCGAAGGCACCGUCCGCUACAACCCCUCGUCCGAGUACAAAAAGCAGUCCUGCCACCCCCAGGCCGUCCACAGCACAGACGAGCACCCUCGCCUCGAGCCCCCGGAGCACGGCCACCUCCCCGCCCAAGAGGCCUUCCACUAUCAAGACCGACGCGAAGGCCGCCGACGUCAAGAAGACCCUUGCAAAAUCGCCAUCAGCGGAAGCCAGCCGCCCAAAGAGUGCCCCCGCCUCCACCACUCCUUCCCCAGCCCCGCCCGGAGCUGCGGCUGCUCCCGCCAGCCGGCCCAAACCCAAGCCAGCGGUGCCCAAAGCCUCCGGGGCCGCGAGCGCGACCGCCGCCGAUGCCAAGAAGACCUCCGCCCUCAAGACGGCGCCCAAGACCAGUCCUGUUCCCAAACCCUCCCGGCCUCCGACCAGCGUCUCUGCCCCUGACCUGAAGAAUGUCCGCUCCAAGAUCGGGUCCACCGACAACAUCAAGUACCAGCCUGGGGGAGGAAAGGCAAAAGUAGAGAGAAAGGCUGAGUCAGCCGGGGCUGCCCGAAAGCCUGAACUCAAUGCAGUCUCUAAAACGGCUACCACUAAAACAAAAGAGGGGUCCCAAAAGCAGCCCAAUGGGAAAGUCCAGAUAGUCUCCAAAAAAGCCAACUACAGCCACGUGCAGUCCAAGUGUGGUUCCAAAGACAAUAUUAAGCAUGUCCCUGGAGGUGGGAAUGUUCCAAAUGCCCCCAAACUGGCUUCGGGCAACCACUCCCAGCCGUCCACCGCCCCCAGACCCGGCCAGGGCAGUACCAAUGUCCAGAUCCUAAACAAGAAGAUUGAUUUGUCUAAAGUAUCCUCCAAAUGUGGCUCGAAGGCAAAUAUCAAGCACAAGCCAGGGGGUGGAGAUGUGAAGAUCGAAAACCAGAAGUUGAACUUCAAAGAGAAGGCCCAGGCCAAAGUGGGCUCGCUGGACAACGUGGGGCACGUCCCAGCUGGGGGCACAGUGAAGACUGAGGGGGGUGAGGAGGCGGCCCCGCAGAACGGAGCUGUGACCGCCCCCCCGCCAGGCAGCGGGGCCAGGCAGGAGAAUGGCGUAGGGCCCGCCGCGCCCCUUCAGGGCAGUGGUGACCAAAGGGAAAUGCAGAGCUUCGACACUCACAUACAAGAAACAAGUAAGUACCAGCUGAAGUUCCGUGAGAAGGCCAAGGCCCGCACGGACCACGGCGUGGACGUCGCCCUCGUCUCCAAACCACCCCCCGUCUUUUCCGGCGGCUCUUCCUCCCGGCGUAGCACCUCCGUCAGUGAGAGCCUGGGCUCAGCCACGGCCUCCUCCACUUUGCCACCGCCGCCAGCGUCGCCUCCCCUGCGGCCGGGGCCCCCCAUGGAAGAGACCUCGGCCCCCGCUCUUCUUUCUCCGCAAGGCUUGUGA
This is a messenger RNA of Pogona vitticeps (central bearded dragon), 8188 nucleotides long. Lineage: Eukaryota; Metazoa; Chordata; Lepidosauria; Squamata; Agamidae. The record is from RefSeq and is a predicted model, not a curated record.